Messenger RNA from Xiphias gladius (swordfish), 1502 nucleotides. RefSeq names its product nanos homolog 1 (gene nanos1). The coding region runs from base 513 to 1193 and encodes 226 amino acids. The transcript has a single exon. Gene Ontology annotation, biological process: negative regulation of translation; oogenesis. Gene Ontology annotation, cellular component: perinuclear region of cytoplasm. Gene Ontology annotation, molecular function: zinc ion binding; mRNA binding. The record is from RefSeq and is a predicted model, not a curated record. NCBI's taxonomy places the organism in Eukaryota, Metazoa, Chordata, Actinopteri, Istiophoriformes, Xiphiidae.
ACGCCCGAGUCGGAGUUGGCGGCGUUCGCGCACGGCGAUUAACGAUAUUAAUUCGCGAAUCGCGCGGAAUUGCGUUGUUUUCGUAGCGAAGCGCGGCGGGGGUGGUGCGGAGUGACAUGCUGUAAUGAACUAGAGCGGGGCUUUGUGCGCCAAAACCGCCCAAAUCAUUAACCACGAACAACUUUUUGCUCAUGAAAAAACGAUGACGACGAUGACCGAUGUCGAGAAAAAAGCUCCUGCCCACGGGAAAACAAACGGGUCUCAAUGUGGCUUUGAAGAAGGGGAGCCUGCUUUCAACCUGAUCAGAAACUUGGUUCGGAAGGGAGAGCGCCCCGCCCUCCCGUUCCUUAUAACCAGAAGCCUGUUUGCAGGACGCUCAAACAUAACAGGAACACAGGAGACCGCAGCGCCGUACAUGAACCGUUCUUGGAGACGCACUCUGGCUACAAAGACUUUACGGAUUACACUGGUUGUUUCACCUUUUAACGGCAAGCAAAGCACCAGAAGUGACCAUGGAUUUUCUCAACCACAACUAUUUGAAUGCGCGCAGCCCCUACGACUAUACUUUUAAUUUCUGGAACGACUAUCUCGGGCUGACGACGUUGGUUACGAAGAAUAACAAGCUCAGCAUGCCCCAGAGCCCCAACUCCAUCACCGAGUCCCUGAAAGCGACCCUGGGCUUGGACGAUUCCCCGGCGUGUCCGUGCGUAAUCGCGGGCGGCGUUGGCGAGAGCGGGCACCUGGACUGCUGCUGCCCGUCCGGCAGCCCCCCGCCCGACUCCAUCCUGGACUUGAAGGAGCGUUUCUCGAUACUGAGCCCCUUCCAAAACCAGCUCGGCGUCCAGCUGCCGGAGCGGGAGGCGGGCUUCGGUGGGAGCUUCGCCGGGUUUGAUCUGUUCGGCGUGGAGCGGAAGAUGCGCAAGCCCGCUUCCAGGAGCAAGCAGGAGCCCAAAAUCUGCGUCUUCUGCCGAAAUAACGGAGCGCCCGAGGAGGUGUACGGCUCCCACGUCCUGAAGACCCCGGACGGCAGGGUGGUGUGCCCGAUUCUGAGGGCUUAUACCUGCCCCCUUUGCAGUGCCAACGGGGACAAUGCCCACACGAUAAAAUACUGUCCACUGUCAAAAGACCAACCAUCCCAGCGACCAUUAAAGGGGGGGAGGGCAGUGGGUGGUAAGAGGAUGAAAAUAUUCUAAACAGACAAGACUAUAAAGUAAAUUGAAUUGCACUGAACAAUUUCCAGAUGACUGUUUUGAUUUCGGCUCUAGCCUUUAUCCCAGUUUCAUAAACAUAUUGAUUUUAUCUUUCUUUUUGUUUGUUUUUUCUCUAAGAUCUCUUAUAUUUUUAUAGUUCCUUUAUCCACAUAGAAUAAUUUUAUGCUUUAUACAUUGGAUUUAUUUUUCUUUUUAGUUUGUAGUCAUUUGAGCGUGUGCAUAUAAAUACACCUAUGUAUCAAUAAUCACAAAGUGUGAAUAAAUUUAAAAAAAAAAAAAAGAAAAAAAAAA